UUGCGGGAAGAGACCUUGACGCAACGUGAAUCACUACGGCGAAAGUGGGAGAAAUGUGCCACAGCGCCCCGCGCCCCGCGCCCACCGCUUACUUUUACUUUCCAGCGUGGCGCAACCGAUGGCGGCGCCGGCGCAGGCCACUCGCACGGCGCCCGCGGCCCGCAGCGCCGUCGCGCCGACAUCCCACGCGUUCUCCCGCGAACACCCUGUGACUGUGCCCGGAUUACACGUUGUGCAAGUCGCGCGGAACUCGCGCGCGGCCUCGCACUCUCCCGCAGGAAGCGUGUCGCAAGCGUGGAAGUGGCGCAAGCGCCGGGAAAACACCGCGCGCUCCUGCGCGCACCGACACCCUGGAUUGGACCUGUGAAGAAAAUCUCUCAACCAAUAUUGUACCUCGGAAACUCUACAAUCACUCCGACCGCUGUACUACUGUCAUUGAGUUGGUGCCAUUACAAACAGCACGUUUCAAGCAACUGUCAUCAUUAA
Molecule: messenger RNA, 486 nt
Organism: Danaus chrysippus (African queen)
Lineage: Eukaryota; Metazoa; Arthropoda; Insecta; Lepidoptera; Nymphalidae
Source: the annotation of a GenBank genome assembly